UGCAACUAAGAGAGGGAGGAAGACAGAGCGAUGCUAUUGGUUGACCGUUAUAACAUCAAGCGUGAUAGAAAUAUUUCUCUCGCAGUCUAAGAAAUAGACGUAGAGACAGAGACAGUAGACUCAGGAAACACAUUCAGGUCUGUUUUCAAAAAGAUCAGAAGAAAGAGGACUUUAGAAAGAAAGAAAGAAAGCCAAAUGAGAAAGGGGGAGAUAAUAGAAAGGUGGACUAAUUAACUUAUGACUUCUGAGGGCUGUGGAGAUUUUUGCUUAAGAAGAGAAGAGAUUUCUAAGUCAGAGUAAAUGCGACUCAACAUGUAGAUUCUGCAGGUUUCUGGUUAAAUUCCCCCCCUUUCCCCCCCCCCGAGAAUUUAUUACCCUGCACGUCAGCAAAGACAAAUCUCAAUGAUUUUGGAGAAAUCUGAGGGAUGCGUCUGAGAGAAAGAUGCAGAGCAGAGAAUUGUGACAUGGUGCCGACCCAAAUUGACAGAGACGAGGACAGAUUGGACUGUUCAGUGGCAGACACGUCUCCAACCAGACACAGGUAUUCUCUCCUCGAUAUUAAGAUCGGUCAAGAUAUUUAUCCAUGCUAACUCAAACUAUCUUAUUUAUUGUACUCUGAUCUUGUAUUUGUAAGUCCUCUUGGAUGUGUGAUAUUGGCAUUGUAAUGUUAAAUAGCCAUUUCAUUUGAAACCUAAUUCCAAUAUUUGCUGCCUCAUUGGUUUAUACUUAUUAUUUUAUACUAUAUUAUUUUAUUGCGAAAUCGCCUGUAAUUUGCUUUGUCAAAAUAUAACUAACUGUCUAAUGUGCAAAGCAAUACCUUGUGUAUUUAGCAAACGAUCAGAUUGAUGUGGGGAUUAAUCAUGUCCCCAAAAUGUAGUAAUAAGCCAAGAGACUGUCUCUGUAAAUUAUAACACACAGAUAAUCUGCAAACUACGGUUGUUUACAAGUGCGUUAAAUGUGAUUUAGAUAUAUGCGUCAUUAAUGGUGUUCUUGAUUUAGAGCAACAGAUGAACUGAAAGCCAUACGACAAACUACUGAACUAUCACAAGCCAUAACCAUCUUAGUCCAUAAUCCUCAAUGUUUUUAAAACACAGAGCUGCGCUUAGUAUCGACAAGAAUCCUGUGCUUCUGCUGUCAGCGUGUCAGUCAGACACUUUGAGGCUUGCGUUGCUGUAAGGAAAAAAAAAAUGUGUAGGCUUGGUCUAAAAAGAAACUACAUGGAGGAGGAGAAGGAGGAGACAGACAUCUUGCCUGUCAGAGACUAAAAAAGAGCAUCAGGCCAACGACAGACAACUGUGGUUGUGAACAGACAAAUAAGUGCUUCCUAAAUCAAAGCAACACAGUGGUCGUGCUGCUGUCACACAAAAAGAGACAAAGACGUGAGUGGAAGAUCGGGAAGCCAAGCUGGUUAUUGAUUGUUACUAAAACUGAGUGUUCUACCUACCUGGACAACACAGACUCCUCCUCGCAUCGGAGGGGGAAACAGACAAUAACCUCCACUAAAAGGAGGGAGGGCAAUCGCCAGAUAGAGAUAGAGAGCAGGGGAGAAAUCCCCUCUCUCUCUCUCGACCCAUCUCGUCGUCAGGCUGGCGGGCUCUGCCGUGGCAUUCACCUUUGCGGCCUUCUGCUACAUGCUCACCUUGGUGCUGUGCGCUGCUCUCAUCUUUUUUGUCAUAUGGCAGAUCAUUGCAUUUGAUGAGCUUCGCACAGACUUCAAAAACCCCAUUGAUCAGAGCAAUCCCACCAGAGCGAGGGAAAGGAUUCUAAACAUUGAAAGAAUCUGCAACCUUCUUCGCAAAUUGGUGGUACCGGAGUACUCCAUCCACGGGCUCUUCUGCCUGAUGUUCAUGUGUGCUGGAGAGUGGGUCACACUUGGCCUAAAUAUCCCGCUGCUCUUCUACCAUCUGUGGAGGUUUCUUCAUCGGCCAGCUGACGGGUCAGAGGUCAUGUAUGAUCCCGUCAGUGUGAUGAACGCCGACAUUCUCAAUUACUGCCAGAAGGAGUCCUGGUGUAAGCUGGGCUUUUAUCUGCUCUCUUUCUUCUAUUAUCUCUACAGUAUGGUCUAUGCCUUGGUGAGCUUCUAACAGACAGGAUGUCUGGAGGAAUAAAAGGAAGUAUUUGGAAUAAAUGGAGACAUCAACUCUUCCUCUCCUUAUGUAUCCUUCCCAUCACUGGCUUGGGUUUUCAACAACCUAACCCUGGACAAAACAAGAAGACCAAUCUGUGUGAUAAUGUGAAUGUAAAGGCCUCCACUCGAUUAUAUCGCUUCGACCUAGAGACUGCUGUCGGACAACUGGACACAGUUUUGAAGGAUUGAAACGAAACAGAAAGAGGACGCAGCAGGUGUGUUGCCUUUGACCCAUUACACAAAUUAACAAUAUAUUUCUGAAGGGCUGGAGCUUUCCCAUGCUGCUCAUACUGAUCCAGUCGCUCAACUCACUGUGAAGCUCCAAACACUUAGGGGCUGGAAUUCAACAAAAUAUGUCUGUAUUCUUCGACUUUGAGGAAUAUUUUGGUAUCAUUCCAUGCAUUUAGGAUGAUAGACACCUCAAAUAUCAAACCACUGCUUUGUUUGAGGUACAGGUACAUACAACUGGAAGAAACAAAUUGUACAGGAGGACUUUACACUGUAAGAAAUGCAGAAGGCCUGGCAGGGGAAUAACAGUUUGGUGUGUGCACUUUUAACCAGGA
This is a messenger RNA of Sander lucioperca (pikeperch), 2691 nucleotides long. RefSeq names its product cornichon family AMPA receptor auxiliary protein 2 (gene cnih2). Gene Ontology annotation, cellular component: synapse; dendrite. Gene Ontology annotation, biological process: regulation of AMPA receptor activity; vesicle-mediated transport. The coding region runs from base 1632 to 2084 and encodes 150 amino acids. The record is from RefSeq and is a predicted model, not a curated record. Lineage: Eukaryota; Metazoa; Chordata; Actinopteri; Perciformes; Percidae. The transcript is spliced from 6 exons.